Messenger RNA from Nestor notabilis (Kea), 399 nucleotides. It is a transcript of the gene PTPMT1, whose product is annotated as protein tyrosine phosphatase, mitochondrial 1. Gene Ontology annotation, biological process: protein dephosphorylation. The record is from RefSeq and is a predicted model, not a curated record. The annotation marks the transcript as partial. The transcript is spliced from 3 exons. Lineage: Eukaryota; Metazoa; Chordata; Aves; Psittaciformes; Psittacidae. Gene Ontology annotation, molecular function: phosphatidylglycerophosphatase activity; phosphatidylinositol-4,5-bisphosphate 5-phosphatase activity; protein tyrosine/serine/threonine phosphatase activity.
GCGGAGGAGAACGUGCGCGCCGUAGUCACCCUCAACGAGGAGUACGAGACCCGCUUUCUCUGCUGCUCCGCCCAGGAAUGGGAGGCAAUGGGCGUGGAGCAACUGCGUCUCAGCACCGUGGAUCUAACUGGAGUCCCCACCUUGGAAAACCUCCACAAGGGUGUUGAAUUCAUUCUGAAACACCGAGCCUGCGGUCACAGUGUCUAUGUGCACUGCAAGGCAGGACGCUCUCGCAGUGCCACCAUGGUGGCAGCGUAUUUAAUUCAACUGCAUCACUGGAGCCCUCAGGAAGCAAUAGAGGCUAUUGCCAAGAUCCGUCCCCACAUCCUCAUUCGGCACAAGCAAGUCCAGGUCCUGGAGACAUUUCACGGGAAUGUGAUCGCUGGGACAACUGCAUAG